Molecule: messenger RNA, 3261 nt
Organism: Strongyloides ratti
Lineage: Eukaryota; Metazoa; Nematoda; Chromadorea; Rhabditida; Strongyloididae
Product: Carboxyl-terminal PDZ ligand of neuronal nitric oxide synthase protein
Exons: 9
Coding region: 1-3261 (1086 amino acids)
Molecular function (GO): nitric-oxide synthase binding
Source: RefSeq, a predicted model, not a curated record
AUGCCCAAACCAAAAAAACGAGGGCCCUAUAAUAUUAUAACAGAUGAUUUGUAUGAUUGUAGGAUUCCUUUACAUAAUGAGCUUGCUUACCAACAUGGUAUUCACUUUGAAGCUAAGUAUAUUGGAAGUAUGGAAAUUACAAGACCGGGUACAAGAAUAGAGAUAGUUGCUGCAAUGAGGCGAGUACGGUAUGAAUUUAAGGCUAGAGGUAUACGUAAACGGCCUGUUGAUAUAACAGUAUCAGUUGAUGGAGUUAAAGUUGUCCUUCAAAGAAAAAAAAAGCAACAAAAAGAUUCAUCAUGGGAUGAAUCUAAAUUAUUAGUAAUGUUUCACCCUAUUUAUAGAAUAUUUUAUGUUUCACAUGAUUCUCAAGAUUUACAAAUUUUUUCAUAUAUAGCAAGAGACGGGGCUUCAAACACCUUCAAAUGUAAUGUAUUUAAAUGUGAUAAAAAGGACGAGGACGAUGAAAAUGAAACGAUGUCACAGGAACAUCGUUUUUAUUAUCUGAGAUUAAUGGCUAAAGCUGGAAAUAAAAAUGAACCAAUCAAAAUGAAAUUUGUUCGCUGGUCUAGUCCAAAAUCACACCAUAUGAGUGUGGAUGAUGAUGCCAAUUUAGAGAGUCAAGCAAUGCGUGUAGUUCGAACAAUUGGACAAGCAUUUGAAGUUUGUCACAAGAUCUCACAAGAACAAAUAGCCAAUACACCUGGAGGAAUCGAUAAACAUCAAACGGAUGAUGGAGAAUCUUCUAGUAGUGUAUUUCAACAACAAGGGCGAAACACUUCUGCUAGAAAUUCAGUUGCUGGUUUACAGCUGUUAAAUACUGAUAAUGAGGAUGAUGAUGAUGAUAAUAAUAACCAAUAUCAACAAAUAAAGCAGGAUGACAAAUUAUCUACUGUAAGAGAAGUUUCAUCAUCACCUGAACCUAAUAUAAUGCAUGAUAAUCGAAGGCCAAGCAUUUAUUUACCUCGAAAAAUUUCAACUGAUCUCUCCUCCUCUGCUCAGCCUCCUGAUAUAACGAAGGUUCCUCAAGGCACCUCAACCAACUUAACAUCUAAUAUACCACAUAAAUCUUCUGUUACUACAUUCAAUAAUACUAAUACUACUACUAGUAAUAAUAAUACAUUUAUCCCUACACAAAUGAAUCCUGUAGCAUUAGGAAAUAAUAAUUUAAGUCAACCAAAUAUUCCUAAUAUAAUUCCUAGUAUAAGUAACGUCUUUCCUAUGGGUGGUACAUUACCUCAUUCCAAUACAUGGAAUAUUGGAAAUUUGCCUAUGGGAACUUUCCCAUCACUUCAAUCACUUGAUCCAAAUUUUAAUACACCAAUAUUAGCUAAUAAUCCAUAUCCAACAAUUUAUAAUUCAGCUUCUGUACCAUUUGGUUUAGGAUCACCUAUUAUAAUGCCACCAGCUGGAGGAAUUGGUAAUCAAAAUAAUCCUGGUACAAAAGAUAAUGAAUUGGUAUCAGAAAAUGUUAAAGGAGCACUUGAUCAACAACAAGCAAUUCUUGAUUCAACAAUGGUAAAUACUGCAUCUGCCUUACAAUUAACUCGAUCUCUUGAACAAUAUAAUCAACAAUUAAUACGAGCUCAAUUAGACCAAGCACAACAAUCUGCACAGGUAGCUGGAUGCCAAGUUCAGUUGUUACGUGAUCAAUUAACAAGUGAAACAACUGCUAGAAUUGAAGCACAGUCAAGAACACAUCAAUUAUUAAAUACAAAUAGAGAAUUACUAGAUCAGGUAUCAUCAUUAGUACAAAGACUCCAAAAUUUAGAAUCAAGACUUUCUACAGAAAUUCAUUCAGCUUGUCAAUCAACGGGAAAUAUACCUACAAAACAGAGCAUUCCAAUGACAAGGGCACAAUUUUCUCCUAUUAAAGUUGGCCCACAAUACAUGGCAAAAAGUGAAGUUUUUUAUCCUAAUGCUUCGGGAGAUGUUAUAUGUGGACAACCAUCACUUUAUCAACCAUAUCAAAUGACAACAUUAGCAGAUUUAAGAUCAGGUUCAUUACCACCAAUCAAUAAACAAGUGCAAGAUGAACACGGAAAAGAAAAAAUUAAAUUAAGAAAAGGUAGAGAAGCUAAUGGUGCAAAGACAGAACCUGAAUCAGCUGCUGAUGAUACAAGUGAUUAUUCUGUUUCUGAAAUAUAUGAUGGGCCUAGUCAAAAAACAUCUAUAUUUCAAUCACAUAAUCAACCACCACCUCCGCCAACAACUAGUAUGCUGCCAACAACAUCACAUCAAAAUUAUUCUUCAAAUAUUGAUAAUAAUUCAUCUAAUACUUCAUCAACAAAAACAAAUAAAAAAGGUACAGAUUAUAUACAAAGAUAUAGUGAAGAUUCAUUAGGAACUGUUAAUACAUAUGUUCAGUCAUCAUUUGGAGAUGAUAAUGGAAUCUUACAAACACAAACAAUUCUUAGAAAAGAUUCAACAAUAGUUGAGUUACCAAAUUUUAAGAAAAAAGAUAAAAAUAAAUUUCAAGAUAAAGAAUUUUAUCGAAUGUCAUUUAAUAAAAUGUUACAGGGAGGUAAACCAAGGCAAACAAAAUAUGAAAAACAGAUACCAGAGUUAAAUGAAACAGAUAUUUUAGAUUCACAACCAAAUCAAGAAGAAGAUAUUCCAAAACUUGAAAAAAAGAAACAUAUCAAUAGUGGUGGUUCAAGUAUGAUGAAAGAAUUUCUAACAGGAAAUCCAAUUCAGGGAAGUACCUUUUCUCCAACAGUCAAAGGAUUAGGUAUAGAAAAAAAAUUAAAUAGAUAUAAAAAUGAUAAUGCUAAUUUUUCUCCAGCAUCUGCAUCACUUUUUACAGCAAUGUAUCCACCAAGUAAAAUACAUAUAAAUAACCCUAUCAAUCAAUUUGAAGAAAACAAAACUAAGGGUCGUUUUGAUAAGACAAAACAGAUGACAAUGAAUAGAGCAAAGUCAAUAGAUAUUGAUCAUUUAGGAGCAGGAAAAAUAUUUGAAAAUUUAAAAACAGCAAGUCCCAAGAAUAAUUUAAAAAAAAGAAUUUUAUCAUCAGAAAAAGUAUUAUUUCAUCAAGAUGGUCAGAUAGAUGAUGGUGAAAAAAAAGGAAAGAAAAAUAAUUUACAAUUACAGACAUCUAAUACUGGUAUAGUUUUUGGUGUUGAAAUAAAAAAACCUCAAACAAUUACAUCUUUUAAUGUUUCUCCUUUUUUUACAAAUUCUCAACAAAAUGAAACACCUAAAUCAUCCACAUCAACACUUGAUUCAGAAAAGUUUUUAUCAAAAACUUUUCAACAUUAA